Messenger RNA from Porites lobata, 417 nucleotides. The record is from the annotation of a GenBank genome assembly. Lineage: Eukaryota; Metazoa; Cnidaria; Anthozoa; Scleractinia; Poritidae.
AAAGGCCCCUCUUCUGACAUCAAGGCAGGAGGUUCUGUUCAUCAGGAUGGCAAACCUGAGACAUCAACCACGACGACAACAGCAUCAGCAAAAACAACAACAGCCAUUAAAAGCAUUUUGAAAAAGUCAGGUGAAGAAAUCACCAAACAGUCAAACCAUAGAGAUUCACCAAGACCCAAACAAGGUAAAAAUACGAGCAUGGCUGACUCAGUGAGAACUGAACAAAGUAGUACAGAGUCAUUUGAUGAUAUGGAACAGCCUGUAGCAUCUCUCACUGAUGAAGAGAAGCAGAUUAUUGGACUCAUGAUGCACCCACCCAGUAUAAGCAGUGACUCUGGAUCAGGUAGAAGUCCAGAAACGAAAAAUUCCCUAGUUGCAGAUUCUAGUUGCCCUUCAAGUUCAAACAAUUGUAUUUCU